This is a messenger RNA of Calypte anna (Anna's hummingbird), 2860 nucleotides long. It is a transcript of the gene PRKG1, whose product is annotated as protein kinase cGMP-dependent 1. Gene Ontology annotation, molecular function: ATP binding; cGMP-dependent protein kinase activity. The record is from RefSeq and is a predicted model, not a curated record. Gene Ontology annotation, biological process: protein phosphorylation. NCBI's taxonomy places the organism in Eukaryota, Metazoa, Chordata, Aves, Apodiformes, Trochilidae. Bases 114 to 2129 code for a protein of 671 amino acids. The transcript is spliced from 18 exons.
CCCCCCCUCGCGGGGAGCGGAUCCGGUCGCUGCUUUUCCAUGAGAACUGCCUUCCCCGGCCCGGGACCAGCUCGGCACUAGCGCCGGGGUGGCGGUGGAAGACACCCCCAAAAAUGACCGAGCUAGAAGGGGACUUCACCAAGCUGCUGCUGUUAAAGGAAGAGCAGAUCAAAGAAUUGGAAAGGCGCUUGGGGGAGAAAGACGAGGAGAUCCAGGAGCUGCGCCGGCGGCUGCACAAAUGCCAGUCAGUGCUGCCCGCCCCUAGCCCACACAUAGGGCCCCGCACCACCCGGGCUCAGGGAAUCUCCGCCGAGCCUCAGACCUACCGCUCCUUCCACGAUCUCCGGCAGGCUUUCCGCAAGUUCACUAAGGCCGAGAGGUCCAAGGAGUUAAUAAAGGAAGCAAUCCUCGACAAUGACUUCAUGAAGAAUCUGGAACUGUCUCAGAUUCAGGAGAUUGUGGAUUGUAUGUAUCCUGUGGAGUAUGGCAAAGACAGCUGCAUUAUCAAGGAAGGAGAUGUGGGUUCCCUGGUUUAUGUCAUGGAAGAUGGGAAGGUUGAAGUGACAAAAGAAGGUGUGAAGUUGUGCACCAUGGGACCUGGCAAAGUUUUUGGGGAGUUGGCCAUCCUCUACAACUGCACCCGCACAGCAACUGUCAAAACUCUCGUAAAUGUGAAGCUUUGGGCUAUUGAUCGGCAAUGUUUUCAAACAAUAAUGAUGAGGACAGGCCUCAUCAAGCACACUGAGUAUAUGGAAUUUUUAAAAAGUGUUCCCACAUUCCAGAGCCUUCCUGAGGAGAUACUUAGUAAGCUUGCAGAUGUCCUUGAAGAGACACACUAUGAAAAUGGAGAGUAUAUUAUACGACAGGGAGCCCGAGGGGACACUUUCUUCAUAAUCAGCAAAGGGAAGGUGAAUGUUACUCGUGAAGACUCCCCCAGUGAAGAUCCAGUGUUUCUCCGUACUCUAGGGAAGGGAGACUGGUUUGGAGAAAAAGCCCUUCAAGGGGAGGAUGUUAGAACAGCCAAUGUCAUUGCAGCUGAAGCAGUAACUUGUUUGGUCAUAGACAGAGACUCCUUCAAACAUCUGAUUGGAGGUCUAGAUGAUGUUUCAAACAAAGCCUAUGAAGAUGCAGAAGCAAAAGCAAAAUAUGAAGCCGAAGCUGCCUUCUUCGCCAACCUGAAACUCUCUGAUUUCAACAUCAUCGACACCCUUGGGGUUGGAGGGUUUGGACGAGUUGAGCUGGUCCAGUUGAAAAGUGAGGAAUCAAAAACCUUUGCCAUGAAAAUACUGAAGAAACGGCACAUUGUGGACACCAGGCAGCAGGAGCACAUCCGCUCAGAGAAGCAGAUCAUGCAGAAUGCACACUCAGACUUCAUUGUGAGGCUCUACAGGACGUUCAAGGAUAGCAAGUACCUGUACAUGCUGAUGGAAGCCUGCUUAGGUGGAGAGCUCUGGACAAUUCUCAGGGACAGGGGUUCAUUUGAGGAUUCGACGACCAGGUUUUACACGGCGUGCGUGGUCGAAGCGUUUGCCUAUUUGCAUUCCAAAGGGAUCAUUUAUAGGGACCUCAAGCCAGAAAACCUCAUUCUGGAUCAUCGAGGUUAUGCCAAACUGGUUGAUUUUGGCUUUGCAAAGAAAAUAGGAUUUGGAAAGAAAACAUGGACUUUUUGUGGAACCCCUGAGUACGUAGCCCCUGAGAUCAUCCUGAACAAAGGUCACGACAUUUCAGCUGACUACUGGUCUCUGGGAAUCUUAAUGUAUGAACUCCUGACUGGCAGUCCCCCUUUCUCAGGCCCAGAUCCCAUGAAGACCUAUAACAUCAUAUUAAGGGGAAUAGAUAUGAUUGAAUUUCCAAAGAAGAUUGCCAAAAAUGCUGCUAAUUUAAUUAAAAAACUAUGCAGGGACAACCCAUCAGAAAGAUUAGGGAAUUUGAAAAAUGGAGUAAAAGAUAUCCAAAAGCACAAAUGGUUUGAAGGCUUUAACUGGGAAGGGUUACGAAAAGGGACACUGACACCUCCUAUAAUACCAAGUGUUGCAUCGCCAACAGACACAAGCAAUUUUGACAGCUUCCCAGAGGACAGUGAUGAGCCACCUCCUGAUGACAACUCAGGAUGGGACAUAGAUUUUUAACAUCUUUCUCUUACCUGCUUCUGCCUUGCUGAAGACAGCUUCUGGGAUAUAGCUGCCAGCAAAACCGAAUGCAUUGGGGAGGAUUCGUGCUUGGGGUCACCAUGAUGCCUUGAUUGAUGCUGCUACAGUAACUACAGUGGCAUUAGGACUUCUUGCUUAGAUGACAAUAGUGCUCUUCAUGUUUUAUGUUCAAACGUAAAACAGCAGUUUGACAUGGUGGUCCUGACACAAAGCCUUUCACCAGUAAAGAAAUGUGGUUUCUAUCACCUCAACAAUCUUGCUACGCUCUUAAUUAUCAAAAUCAAGAGAUAACAUAGUGUAAGACACACUUAAUUCUAGCUGCAAGGUACUGGCUUUCUCAGUAGGAUCAUUAGUAAUUUAUUAAGUGCUGUAGCUAAUUACAGGGGAAGAUUCGGGCUACUCCCACCCUCCAGACUCCAUAGGGCUUCUACUGUAGGCCAGCGCAGGAGCAAAGGAGGACCACAGUGAUACUGGUCAAAGAGUUCAUAUCAAAGCAGUGGCAAAAUUUGUCCUUUUUUUUUUCCAAGCAGUAUUCUUGACAAGACUGAAUCUUACCUUUCCUAUUUUUUUUUUAAUAUAAGUUAGGGGUUUUUAGCCUGGUAAACCAAAAGCACAACUGCUCUAGAUCCUGUUAAGGCAAAUGUGGGUCACUUCUGUCAUACAGAUAAGAACAUACUUUAACAUGAUAUUUGGGGUUGGUUUCUUUGUUU